AUGGAGAACAGAUCCAAGGUGAAUUCAUUCAUCCUUUUAGGAUUAACAGAGACCCCAGUGUUUCAGGGUUCUCUGUUCAUAAUAGUCAGCCUCAUCUAUCUCAUCACCCUGGUAGGGAACCUGGGAAUGGUAGCUCUGAUUUCCCAUGAUUCCUGCCUCCAUACUCCUAUGUACUUUUUCCUCAGGAAUCUAUCUCUGGUAGAUUUUGGACUUUCCUCAACUAUUAUUCCCAAGGUGAUGACUGGGCUCCUCACAGGGGACAUGGUCAUCUCUUAUAAUGGAUGUGCUACUCAGUUGUUCUUCUUUGUGGCUUUUGCUGGUAUUGAAAGUUUUCUUUUAGCCUUCAUGGCCUAUGAUCGCCAUGCAGCUGUGUGUAGACCCCUACAUUAUGCCACUACUAUGACUUCAAAAAUGAUCAUUAAAUGGAUCCUUCUCAUUUCUCGUUAUAUUUUCUCUUAUUUAUUAAUAUUCAUCACAAUCCUGAAGAUCCGUUCUGCUAAUGGGCGUCAAAAAGCUUUUUCCACCUGUGCUUCCCAUCUCACUGCAGUGUUCAUAUUUUAUGGGACGUGCACUUUCAUGUACUUUCAACCCAGCUCAAGCUAUUCAAUGGACUCUGACAAAAUGGUGUCAGUAUUCUACACCAUGGUUAUCCCUAUGUUGAAUCCUCUCAUCUAUAGUCUAAGAAACAAAGAAGUUAAGAAUGCUUUCAGAAAAGCUAUAAGAAGACAAUGCCUUCAAUUUGAUUAUGCUUUUUAA
Monodelphis domestica (gray short-tailed opossum) is the source of this 756-nucleotide messenger RNA. NCBI's taxonomy places the organism in Eukaryota, Metazoa, Chordata, Mammalia, Didelphimorphia, Didelphidae. The record is from RefSeq and is a predicted model, not a curated record.